Verruconis gallopava is the source of this 1746-nucleotide messenger RNA. RefSeq lists its product as uncharacterized. The transcript has 6 exons. The record is from RefSeq and is a predicted model, not a curated record. The coding region runs from base 1 to 1746 and encodes 581 amino acids. NCBI's taxonomy places the organism in Eukaryota, Fungi, Ascomycota, Dothideomycetes, Venturiales, Sympoventuriaceae.
AUGACGAUCCCUUGGCCACAGGAGGUGACAUGGCCAAUACCGAUAUGGGAGCACGCUACUCGGCUUACGGGACAUCUUCGGAACGUAUUGCUUCACCUCGAUCGCGUAAAAGGCCAACCAAUAACCUCAGGGGAGCACUCGGAGACCGCGGCACAAGCGGAGACCCUGCGCAGGCAUAAAGAGGACUGGAAGGGAUUCGUAGCGACAGAGGCAGAUGUGAUGCUGCCAGUCUACCCAGUGAUCAUACAUGGGAUACCAAUCAAAUCCAUUGACCCAGGAAACAAGACAGCGUUUAUUGAACAGCUCAGGAUUGAAAAUAGACAAGUAAUGUCACAUAACAUGCAUGGAGCCACGGACUACGAGUGGUACGCAGACACGACCCGACAUUGUCCAAAAUAUAAAGACGAGAUAAGGAGGGUAGAGGUAGCAAAGGCCGAACUAAACGCCCGCCCCUUCUACCCCGAACCAUGCUACGAGGUCAGUCCAGGACCUUCUGUGGUCGGCAGCCGCCCUGCAGGAUCACAAAACGAUAAGAUAGAAACAGAUCACAUCCCAACACAAGCAAACCAGAAAGGAACAAGCUGGACUGGAGUCCCGACGGCAAGCCAAAAUGCCCCAAGAUCGCAGGCGACAGAUGACCCAGAAGAGUACAUCCUGGUAAAAGCGAGGAAACCAAAGACCGCGAAUCAACAACUCCGAGAGAUCAGUACCAACCCAAGGAAGAGACGACAUGACGACCGGAGCCGAUCCAGGUCAGAAACCAGAGGGAAAACACGGUCAAAAGCGAGGAGCAGCAGUGCCCGCCGCGAGGAGCCGGAAAUCUCGUUGCAUAUCAACAAUAAGAGUGAGCAGGAAGAAGAUACCAUCGAGGAAAGUCAAAGAAAACAUGAGCGCGACGCAAUAAGUGAAAACACACCAAGGAUACAGACCAUAACGGUAGCACAGUACAACGUAGGCGGAAGCCGCAACACCAUGGCGGAGGUCCUAAGGGACCCCGUGCUAGGUGAAGCAGAUAUCAUCGCCUUUCAGGAGCCGUAUAUUAAUAAAUUCGGCACUGAAAUCCAGACCCACAACUCAGCAAAGACCAGGUAUAAAGUAUUUAUACCAAAUCACACCAAGGCAAGAGUGGCAACAUUCAUUAGUAAGAACAUUGAUGCAAAGCGCAUCGAGCUCACUGAUUAUGGGCCAAGCUUAACGACCAUAACCCUCAAAAUGAAAGACGAACGCAGCAAGAUUACAGUAUACAAUAUAUACAACCCCAACCCGGAAGCACCGUUUGAAGAAGAGACCGGAGACUUUAACCUACGGGAUGAACUCUGGGAGGGACCAGGAAUCAAGGAAAUAGCAUGCCCACGCGCUGCUGACUACCUUCUACAAAUACUGGAGCAGCAUGGGUUAAACCUAUGCUUUGAGCCACACGAGGAUAGCCAGAGGAAACGCGCAGCCCCCGGGGCAGAACUGGACAAAGGAUCCGACCACCUGCCCCUCGUGACCACAUUUGGAGCCGGAAUCACCCAAGCUGAAGAGGCGGAGCGAUACCUUAUCAAAAAGAUCGACAUGGGAGUCUUCACCGAGGUGCUUCGAACUUGGCUGCCCGAAAUUGAACCAGCAGGACUCACACCAGCCGAAAUAGAUAGAAAAACAGAAAAGAUCCAAGAGGCACUAAGAAAAGCUAUCCACGCCAGUGCACCGAAGGCGAGGAUUGGACCACGUUCAAGACCCGGAUGGACACCCGAAUGCACAUAA